Molecule: messenger RNA, 2884 nt
Organism: Corylus avellana
Lineage: Eukaryota; Viridiplantae; Streptophyta; Magnoliopsida; Fagales; Betulaceae
Source: RefSeq, a predicted model, not a curated record
ACUUGAAAGCACGCGAGUGAGGGUUUCAUUUUUCAUUUUCCCUCUGCUCCUCACUCUUCACACGCCGCUCUCUCUCUCUCUCUCCCGGACCUUCCGCCUCCGCCCACCACCAUCCACUUCCGGCAACGAGCGCCACCCGCGCACUACCAUCGGCAAUGCCCACCCACCGAAUCAGCUCGAAAUCCGGCGACGACGCCCACCGAACUCCACGAGCGGAUCGUCAACGCCCACGAUCCAAGAUCCGGCCGGCCGAACGCCACCCACGGCACCAGAUCAGAGGAUUGUUUUGUCAAGAUCCGUUUUUUGCAGCUGAUUUGGUGAUUGGAAUUUGGAAAUGGGAUUUUUUCAUGGUUUUACUGUUCUUAUACCAUUCUUUUCGAUUGUAAUAUCUAACAUGGUUUAAGAGAUCUUGAUAGUGCCUUUUGUGUUUGAUUUGUAAAGAGGGAUGCUAUUUUGAGGUUAUUCAAGGUUUAGAUGCUUGGAUUUUUCAAGUCUGAAUUUUUAACGAGCUUGUGGGUCUAGUUUCGAUUAUAAUAUCUAACAUGUGUCGUGUUUUGCUCCCCUGCUUCGGUUUUGCUUCACUCAAUAGUUCGGAAAAUUUUAUUCCCUUUGAUUUUCGGUUGUUGGUUGAGAAUGUGUAAAUUUUCUUGGCUUAUUUUCUGGUAACCACCGAAUGUGGUGAUGUGUGAACUGUGAAAUUUGCUGAGCUUCUCCCGAAUGGAUAUUUGGUCUUCAAAAAAAAAAAACCUUUUGGGCCGUCUCCGUUAGCAUGAGAUGCGACCCAUUGAAGCCCGCCCAUGAGUCUCCGUAGCAAGCGGGUAGGUGCCGCUCGGAAAUAGCCCGUACUCAACCGAGACGGCAAUGGCGUUGGAUUUAGCAGCCAAUGAGGCGACCAGCUUGUGAAACUCUGAAGAGAAGGCGGACUGAAACGGCAAUGGCGUUGGCGUUGGAUUUCGCCGGCUCUCUCGCCCUUGUUCAUCCCUCUCCUCUUGCUCCGCUUCGUCUUCUGCCCCGAAACGGCACCGUUUGAUUCCUGAUUGCAGCAGCAGACGAUCCUUACUCCGCCAGAGAUUGGCGUCGUCCGCCUCUUCGCUUAACUUCAGAAGAAGCUUAUCCGCUCUCUCCCCGCGCUGUCGCCACUCCCCCGCUCACUCUUCCUCAGAGUUUGCAGGGGUGCAGGAUGAGGUUGCGGAGAAGCUCGGGUUCGAGAAAGUGUCCAAACAGUUCCGAAAGCUGUGCCUUUCACACACAGGAAGACCGGUGCGGAGGUCAUGUCGGUGUCGAACGACGAUGAGAACAAGGUCUACGGCAUUGUGUUACGCACGCCUCCGUGAGUGCUCUUUUUGUUCUUUUUUAUUUUAUUUUUUGAAAUUUGCUUAGUGAAGCCUGUAAGUAAUAACUUAAUUGAGUUUUGCAUAUAGCAAAUUAUCGGCUGCCUGGUAAAUUUGAAUAAGUGGAGGUGAUUGAGUCAGUUGUCAAAUAUGUAAUACUCAGAAACAUUCAACCGAAUGUUAAGAGUGCGUUUGGCAUUUCUACAGUAGUGUUAGUGAGGAAAAUCACACUCUUUUGAACUUUGGCGCAAAUUACUCUCGUUUGUAUGUAAUUUAUACUGCAGAAAAUAACUGAGCUUAUCGUUGGGUUCUUGGAUCAUCUUAUGUUGGGAACUCCUGCUUCUCCAUUAGGGAAAAUCUUGCUGACAUUGAAAAUAACGAAGAUAUAAUUAGUACAGAAGAUCACGUGUAGACAGCAACUGAAAACUUUUAGGCCAAAAUGAAUUAGAGACUACCUGCAUUUCUAUAGUAACUCGAUGAGGAUUGUAAUUUGUACAAGAUGAAUUUCUCUAUUAUAGGGGAAAAAACAGCUUUAGAGCCUUCCUCUGCUAUUCUGGCUUUAAUUAAGGGUUUCUCAUACUUCAAUGGCUCAAAGGGGUCCAUGUCAUAUCCAUUUACCCUAUAAAACAAAAGGCAAAGUACACAAGUAAAUAUAAAUAAAAUAAGAGAAGGAUGCCAGGUUUGUAAAGCAACAAAAAGCGGGAUAUAUCUUACAAUGGACUGAAGCACCAGCGACAAGCCACGAGGAAAUGAUCCAGUGUUGUUUUCCUUGAGAGAAAGUGGCUUAGGAGAUGCCAUGAAUACAAUUGAGUUUUCUCUCAGGGAAAACGACAUUGGAUCAUUUCCUCGUGGCUUGUCGCUGAUGCUUCGGUCCAUUGUAAGAUAUACCCCGCUUUUUGUUGCUUUACAAACCUGGCAUCCUUCUCUUAUUUUAUUUAUAUUUACUUGUGUACUUUGCCUUUUGUUUUAUAGGGUAAAUGGAUAUGCCAUGGACCCCGUUGAGCCAUUGAAGUAUGAGAAACCCUUAAUUAAAGCCAGAAUAGAAAAAUUCAUCUUGAACAAUCCUCAUCUAGUUACUAUAGAAAUGCAGCCUGAUCCAAAGAAAGAUUCUCGUGAUGAAGAAGCUGAGAAAGAAAUUAAGCUUUUUCUGAAGUUAAGCGAAGAGGUGGACGAUGCCAAUCUCUGGCGGAGUAAGGAUCGUCUGCUGCUGCGAUCGGGAAUCAAACGGUGCCGUUUCGGGGUGGAAGACGAGGCGGAGCAAGAGGAGAGGGAUGAACAAGGGCGAGAGAGCCGGCGAGUGGAGCGGAAGAAGUAUUUGUUGCAGGCGAGAGAGCGAAGAGGGAAGUAAAAACCAAAAAGAAAAAGAAAAUAUGCAUUAUCUUUAUGAUUUUAUCAGCUCUUACGGUGAAUUUGAAUUUAAAUUUUAUUGUAUAAAUAUGCAUUAUUAAGCGGAUGCAUGGUUUAUUUUCUUUGAAAUAUUUGAAUGCAAGACUUUUUUAAUUAGAAUAAUUUGGAUCAAUUAUAAAAGGUAUAAUUUCUUCUUUUUUUUAUUA